AUGGAAGAAGAUAACUCUCUAAGCCCUUUGAAGAGACAACGAACAGAGCUAGAAUGCGCAAUAGUACAGGAAAAUAAAAUGUGUAAAUUGAGCCCAGCAAGCAGUGAAAGUUAUUCUGAGUAUAGAACUCCGCCUGAAUUUCCUUCAGAUGAGAAGAAAAUUAAAUUAUCUCCGAAAGAAGAAAAUGAGACUGAUGUUGGUGAUGAAAUGGAAAUACAUCAUGAAGAUCCAAAAAAUUCAGAUUCAACUGAAAUAUUGACUUCACAAAAUAAAUUAGCAGACGAAACUCAUACUCCUACUGAGAUAAUGGGUGAAAUGAGUGAUAUAGCGGAUCUUAAAGAUGUCCCUAAACAAGAAGAAACCACAAUAAUUAUCGAUGGGCAUAUAAUCAAAGUAACACUUAAUAAACCUUAA
Blepharisma stoltei is the source of this 414-nucleotide messenger RNA. NCBI's taxonomy places the organism in Eukaryota, Ciliophora, Heterotrichea, Heterotrichida, Blepharismidae. The record is from the annotation of a GenBank genome assembly.